AGUCAUUAACGGCGUUACGGGCUUUCAUGACAGAGAUAGGAAAGUCUGUUAUCUCUGGCUCGGAUACCAUCACUUCUACAUCUCCAUGGCACUAUCUGGACGGCAACAUUCGCGACAAGCUUCGCCAGUCUUUGUUGAAUUUCAUGGAAUACAAGCUGCCCGACAUCGAUGAUCUAUCUGUGCUCGAGCUACACUCAGCAGCAAUAACCGGAGCAAGCGAUUUACUUGAAUCACUUCAUCCGUACACCUGGGACUAAGAGAGCUGGAGAGUGUAGCAGAGAAAUUCUGGUGAAGUUGUUCGGUCAGUAGCAGUGAACUUGGUCCCUUGUCCAAGGAAACGUGACCAAGUUCGUGGCCUGUCUGAUCUUUUCUAUCAUAUUGAGCUCGAGGGGUAGGUCAAAUUGAUCUUUCUCUUGAGCUCCCGUUCCUGAAUAGGAUACGACGAAUGAUCGUAAAAUAUGUUCUCAGUACCAACAGUCUCUAUUGGCGAUCAGCGCGAGACAUUGCAAUCUCUUGUUAUACUUGCUAUCCUUGAGUCACAUGUCACUUCGAAGUU
Messenger RNA from Phanerochaete carnosa HHB-10118-sp, 556 nucleotides. RefSeq lists its product as uncharacterized. The coding region runs from base 27 to 257 and encodes 76 amino acids. The record is from RefSeq and is a predicted model, not a curated record. The transcript is spliced from 2 exons. NCBI's taxonomy places the organism in Eukaryota, Fungi, Basidiomycota, Agaricomycetes, Polyporales, Phanerochaetaceae.